GAGGCGCAGCGGGGGCGCUGCGGCCUGACCGCGGCCAGGGCGGGGACAUGGAGGCAGAUGUCCUGACGGCCGCACGGCCGCCUCGGCCACAGGCCCGUCCCUGCCCUCUGGAGCCCCCGCCGCCGCCUCUGUCAGCGCGCCCCGCCGGUGGGGCAGCUGCCUGCCAGCCCGGGUCACGGCGGCCGUGGUCUGUGCUCCUCAGCCUCUGGCACCCAACGCUGACCCUCAGAAACGUGUAGCAGGGGGAGGGUUUUUUCACUUGCUGGUGGUAGGCGACGUGCACAUCUGAGAAAUGAGUUGCUGUUUGAUAUUGUAUGAAUUCACUUUAGGAUAGAAUAAACCUUGUAGUUAAAAUAUAAUGAAUGUAAGAAAUAUAUUCUGAUGAAACUAGUAGUUGCACAACUAAAGCUGCUAUGAAAUCCUCUGUACAGCCCUGUAAAGGCUAAGAACUUAUAUUUGCUCAAAGAAUGUAGGUAUAGUAAUUAGGUCAUGUAACCAUAGUCUGAAAGAAAUAAAUAAUGAAAUAACUGAUGAAAGAAGGAGUCAGUUUCUCUAACUUUCUCUAACAAGGGGCCUGUUUAUAAGUUAUCUAGAGGGAGCGACUAAAAGAAACAAGCAGAAGAAACAGAUGGUCGACAAGGACAUAAAUUAGCUCAGACUGAUAAGAACACUGGAAACUUGCAAGAUCAUCAAAUACCAGGCAAAAGGUGAAAAGUACACCAUGAGGAAGACCUGUGGCCUUCCUCGCAGAGACCACCGCCCACAUCCCGAAGACCCCUGCCCACAAUUCUUGGAGGAAUUUGCGCAAGCGCAAAGGACUGAUAAGCUAAUUAACAUAUGAAGCGAGAGUAGGCAGGGUUAGGUAACGAAUAUGUAAAGGCAUUAAUGGAAUAUUCAUUGUUUUAUUGUAUAAAUAUAAGAUAGUUAGUUACUUUAGACAUGCACGUUAGGCGGAAGGAUCCCCCGUGCAUCCAGCGCUGCCAAUAAAGGAUACUUAAGUCACUAAGAAAUUUUGACUUCAUUUUUUAAAUCAAUCUGGUGACCCAGAUGGGACACCUCUCUGCUGGACUGUAGGACCCGCUGGGGAUAGGACUCCCUAGGGUACCCCCGGGAAUUCCCGGAGGGACUCCUUGACUCAAUGGAUCACUGCGGAGGCAGACAAGGACCCCAUUGCUGUAAGUGAUGGUAUUCUUUAUUUUGGUUUCUUUAUUUGGUAGACCGGUCAUUUGGAACUACCCAUAAGUCAGAAGACAAAACUUCUGCAGGGUGAUGUAUACUUUUGUGGCUAGCACCUUAAGUAUACGUUUGGUUUUGUUGGCAUUCAGUUGCCGUUUGGAGCCUGGCAAGUUAGCCUAUAGGGCUCCUUUGGUAGGGUCUUGCUUAUUAUGGUUUUCUGACUUACUGGGUGUGGAAAUUUGACUCUGAUUAUCGUUAUUGUGAUUUUGGCUAUGUUCUUGGUAAUAGUGGGUUCUUGGUGUUGCUGUAGAAAGGUACCUGCAUGUUGCAUUUUGUAAGUGUUAAGUGUAUUCUGUUAGUGUGAAGUGGGAAAAUGGGAGGAAAACCAAGUGGUGGGAUUUUAAGGAAAAGCCCUUUAGGAUGUGUUUUAAGUCACUGGAAGGAUAUUGGAGGAUCUGCUGGUGGGAACAUGAAUAAGAAAACAUUGAUAAAAUAUUGUAAUCAAUGGUGGCCGCUUUAUAAGCUGGAAUGUGGAGAAAAGUGGCCUCUUAACGGUACUAUAGACUAUAAUACUUUGUUACAGUUAAUGUUGUUCCUACGGAGAGAAGGAAGAUGGGAUGAAGUAAUGUACGCCGAUAUGUUUUUCACUCUGAGGAAUCACCCAGAGUGGCAAAAGGGGUGUGGAAUUAACCUAGCACCACAAGAUCCCUUAAUAUUGGCAAUGGAAAAGGAUAUGAGGAAGGAUGGGGCUGGGAAAUUGAAGAGGUGUUGUUCGGCAUGUAGUAUUGGACAAAGAUGUUUAAAAUUAAGCGGACCAGAGGAAAGAAUAGAGGAUUUCGUUUCGCCUCUACCUCCUGUGCAGAUAGAUGGCGGUGUAGGAAAGGAAACGGGAGCUGAAGGAAGGAGAGAUGAUUUAGAUCAAAAAGAAUUUACUGCGAUAACUGCCCGUACAAGGAGCAAAGAGGGGCCGGUAAUUCAAGCCCCUUUGCGGCAAGCUAUAGGAUCUAACGGGCCUGCCAGAAUAAAGGUGCCCUUUACCACAGAUGAGUUAGAUUCCUGGAAAGAAGCAGUAAAAGGGUACUGAGAUGAUCCGGAGGCAGUCGCUAAAAGAUUUGAGCUAAUUGUGAAAAACCUAGAUCCAGAUUGGAAUGAUAUAGAAAUAAUGCUGGCUGCAUUGUCUGAGACAGAAAAACAGCUAGUAAUUAAAACUGCUCGGACACAAGUACAGAUUCAAACAGUAACGGGAGCUCUACCAGGCACAGUGGAAGUUCACGUGCCUAGAACGGACCCUAAUUGGGACUGUAAUGAUGACAAUGAUUACCGAUUGUUAAAAAGAUACCAAGAAUGGAUAAGAAUUGCUUUGGAAAAUGCGGUACCAAAAUCGGUUGAUUGGUCAAGAUUAUAUACAAUAAAACGGGGACAAUCUGAGACCCCCACGGAAUUUCUUGACCGUUUAAGAACAGCCAUGCAAAAGUACACCACCUUAGAUCCCUCAUCUGAGGAGGGUAAAUCACAGCUGGUUUCAUUAUUCCUAAGACAAUCCGCUGAGGAUAUAAGGCGGAAACUUCAGAAAAUGAAGGAACCAGAUAUAAGAGAUCUGGAAAGAUUGGUGGAAGAGGCUUGGAGAGUGUUGAGAAAUCAGGAGGGGGAAGAAAGACAGAAAUUAGGACAAACUAUUGCUGCAGCUACUGUAGCUGCAUUGAGAAAGCAAGAACCCCCCCUUCGGGUUAGGGGUCGGGGAGUUGGAAGACGGGGAGGGCCUCAACAGUCCUUAAGAUCAGAUCAGUGUGCCUAUUGUAAGGAGAUAGGUCAUUGGAAGGGAGAGUGUCCGAAAUUGAAUGGGACCCGACCUGUGAUAGCUAACAUUUCUGCUGACCAAUGAAGGGGAAUCCACCCUAGUGGAUCCACUGGUUAAAAUUAAGCUAGAGAAAUUGGAACAGGAGAUGCGAUUUUUAAUAGAUACAGGAGCCUCUUAUUCAGUGUUAAACCAGAAACCAAUACCAGAGGAUAAAGACUUUGUGACUGUGAUAGGAGCCACUGGCCAACAAGGGAAAGCCUUUUUCUUAAAACCAUUGAAAUAUAAAUUGGGAAAACAAAUGGGGAUACACAGGUUUUUAUAUCUGCCUGGAUCUUCAAAAUCUCAGUUAGGUCAAGAUUUGUUGGAACAAUUAGAAGCAGAAAUUGUUUUUGAAAAAGGGAAAAUGGAGUUAAGGAUAGGAGAAAAACAACUAAUAAAUGUGUUGAGCUUGGCACUGAUACAAACUGAUCCUAAAAGUGAAAUACCCUCAGAGAUCACACAUCAAGUAUAUCCAGGAGUUUGGGCCACUGAAGUCCCUGGAAAAGCAAAAAAUGUGACCCCAAUAAUUAUUAAAACCAGGAGAGAAACCUGUUAAGGUUAAACAAUAUCCUUUGAGGAUAGAAGAUAGGAAAGGAAUUAAAGAAAUAAUUGACAAAUUCUUACAGUAUGGGUUAUUAGUUGAAUGUGAGUCCGAAUACAACACACCCAUAUUGCCAAUCAAAAAGGCAAAUGGAAAGUUAUAGACUGGUUCAGGAUUUGGGGGCCAUAAAUAAAAUCACCGAGGAUAUACAUCCAGUAGUGGCAAACCCUUAUACUUUGCUGACUAAAUUAAAGAAUAAUCAGGUUUGGUUUACCGUACUGGAUUUAAAGGAUGCCUUCUUCUGCCUAACCUUAGCCACAGAAAGCCAAAAUCUAUUUGCCUUUGAAUGGGAAAACUCCAACUCAGGCAGGAAGACACAGUUUACGUGGACAGUACUACCUCAAGGUUUCAAGAAUAGCCCCACCAUUUUCGGAAACCAAUUAGCAAAGGAACUUGAGACCUGGAUGCCUCCAGACACUGAGGGAACUUUGUUACAAUAUGUAGAUGAUCUUCUAAUAGCUGUCGAGACUAGAGAGAGUUGUAUUCAAUGGACGAUAAGUCUCCUUAAUUUUCUGGGUUUAAAUGGAUAUCGAGUCUCCCAACAGAAAGCCCAGCUGGUUCAACAACGAGUGACCUAUUUGGGAUUUGAAAUUUCGGGAGGACAAUGAGAACUAGGAACUGAACGGAAGGAGGUCAUCUGUCGGACUCCAGAACCCCAAACGGUAAAGGAGCUACGAACUUUUCUCGGAAUGACAGCUUCUUUUCUUAGUGGAACUCUGGAUGAAGCAAUAACACAUGAUUGUAUAGAAAAAAUGGAGGCUGUAUAUUCUAGUUGGCCUGAUCUUAAGGAAGAACCUUUGGAAGAUGCUGACGAAUCCUGGUAUAUGGAUGGAAGCAGCUUUGUGAAACAAGGACAACAUAAGGCAGGGUAUGCCGUAACAACCUCUCAACAGGUAAUUGAGUCUAAAUCAUUACCUCCUGGGACGUCUGCCCAAAAAGCAGAGAUAAUUGCUGUUAACGUGAGCAUUGGAACUGGCAGCGGGAAAGAAAAUAAAUAUUUGGACAGAUUCUAAAUAUGCAUUCGGUGUGGUGCAUGCUCAUGGAGCGAUCUGGAAAGAAUGUGGAUUUUUGACUGCUCAAGGAAAACAGAUAAAACAUGCUGAAGAAAUUUUAAAACUGCUAGAAGCUAUAAAACUACCAGAAAAGGUAGCUGUCAUGCAUUGUUGGGGACACCAAAAAGGAAACGCCAACUCUGAAAUUGGAAAUCGAUUGGCAGAUCAAGAGGCUAAGCGAAUAGCUGAAAUUACUGAAGGCAUUGUCUUUAAUAUCAGACGACUUUUUCAGGAUAACCCCUAGAGGAGAGAUGGAAUGGACCGUACCAAGUGUUGUUGACAACUCAUAUAGCUAUCAAGAUUAAAGAACAAGCCGCUUGGAUUCACUAUUCAAGAGUGAAGAAAGCUCCUGAGAAAUCGUGGACCGUCACCCCAACAGGACCCAUAGGACUGCGAUUCUUCAGGUCAUAAUUAUAAUCGGGUGGCUACCAAAUUUGUACUUAACUUUAUGGAAUAAGAACACACAUGUAUUUCUGGUACAAGGAAUCUCUCAGACUCUGAAUAAAACUGAUUGUUGGAUAUGUACACAUAUGCCCAAGUAUGGAGAAAAGGGUAUAUCAUUGAUCGGAAUCCCAUUGCCUAGGAAUCAGUCUUGGAAAAGUCUUUGGGAAAAUACCUCUUGGAAUAUUGGAAAUGAUGAAACUCUGAAAUUAGAAGUAAAUAGCCCUAAGGUUCGAGAGUCAUACUAUACGUGUGUUCAGAGAUGUAAUCCACCCAAGGACAAGGGAAACUGGAUUGCAAUUCUGUAACUUAUGUGGGAAAUCAAAGCUCCUGUAAUACCACUGGUACCUCGACUUUUGUUAGCUCCACAGCUUGGCCAGUGCCGGAAGGAAGAGGAUGGUAUUGGUUGUGUAAUGAUACGGCCCAAAAAAGUUUUACUGAAAAACUGGAUGGGAACAUGUACCUUAGGAGCAGUAGUUCCCAACAUGACGUUACAUGAUUGUUUGUCAAAAGGAUACUUGAGAAAUCAUAUUCGGAGAAUUGGAUGAGAAAUUAAAAAUCCUUUGAUAGAAAAACCAAGUGCUUUUCAUAGCUUUGCCUGAUGGUUUAUACCGUGGUUAGGGGUAAGUGAACUGGAAAAGACUAUAGUCAAUAUAUCAGCAAUGAUAGAAAACUUGGAAAACAAAACAAUCGAUGCUAUAAAGGCACAGCAAAUAGAAAUAUCUAGCUUGUCACAAGUGGUAUUACAAAACAGAAUGGCUUUGGAUUUAUUAUUGGCUGCUCAAGGGGGAGUAUGUACAAUUAUUAAUACCAGUUGUUGUAUAUACAUAGAUCAGAGUGGAAGAGUUUCCACUGAUUUAGAAGAAAUUUGGAAACAAACCAGAGUAUUACACAAGAUUACAAAAGAUGAUCUUUCUUGGGGAUUUGAAGAAAUAUGGAACAAGCUGACUUCUUGGUUACCUAACCUUCAAUGGCUGAAGCAGAUUUUUGUUGUAAUAAUUAUCUUUAUAAUAUUUGUAAUAUUUGUAUGUAUAUUAUUUAGGUGUAUGCUUUGGUGUUUGGAAGCAAGUAGAUACAUAUGAUGCAAAGGAAUUUGCAUGUACCUAGAAAAGGGGGGAAUGAUAUUGUAUGAAUUCACUUUAGGAUAGAAUAAACCUUGUAGUUAAAAUAUAAUGAAUGUAAGAAAUAUAUUCUGAUGAAACUAGUAGUUGCAUAACAAAAGCUGCUAUGAAAUCCUCUGUACAGCCCUGUAAAGGUUAAGAACUUUAUAUUUGCUCAAAGAAUGUAGGUAUAGUAAUUAGGUCAUGUAACCAUAGUCUGAAAGAAAUAAAUAAUGAAAUAACUGAUGAAAGAAGGAGUCAGUUUCUCUAACUUUCUCUAACAAGGGGCCUGUUUAUAAGUUAUCUAGAGGGAGCGACUAAAAGAAACAAGCAGAAGAAACAGAUGGUCAACAAGGACAUAGAUUAGCUCAGACUGAUAAGAACACUGGAAACUUGCAAGAUCAUCACAUACCAGGCAAAAGGUGAAAAGUACACCAUGAGGAAGACCUGUGGCCUUCCUCGCAGAGACCACCGCCCAACAUCCCGAAGACCCCUGCCCACAAUUCUUGGAGGAAUUUGCGCAAGCGCAAAGGACUGAUAAGCUAAUUAACAUACGAAGCGAGAGUAGGCGGGGUUAGGUAACGAAUAUGUAAAGGCAUUAAUGGAAUAUUCAUUGUUUUAUUGUAUAAAUAUAAGAUAGUUAGUUACUUUAGACAUGCACGUUAGGCGGAAGGAUCCCCCGUGCAUCCAGCGCUGCCAAUAAAGGAUACUUAGUCACUAAGAAAUUUUGACUUUGUUCUUUAAAUCAGUUUAAACACUAAGGUUUCAGUCUUACAGUUAACAGCAAAUGAGCUGAGUAAACCCAAAGAUCUCAUUCUGCAGGACAGAAGCUGCUCUCAUCCCUGCGUGAGAGGGGUGUUAAGUGAGAAUAUAAACACGUGAGGCUGAAGGAAACACGGAGGAGGUGCUGCUGGGUUGCUGCUAACCCAGAGGUUGCUGCCAGGUGAAGCAGAUGGUCAUAAUGCUGCAGACUUGUACAGCUGUGUGCUUCUUAGAUCUGUUCAGGAUGCAUGUAGAAAUGCAAGGGAGAUGAAGAAAACACAGGUAGAUUCUGAUGAACACACACUUAAUAUAGCUUAAAUACCAUAGUAAUAGUUGUGGCUACCUUCUUGAAGCACAUAACUGUAUAUAUAGCUCUUUCAUUUUCCCUUCAAGCAGCUCUGCAAAAGAAGGAUUUCUGUACAAAGUCAUACACAGCUAAUACAGUGUUGGCAUGUGUGAGACAUACAGUUGAAAACCUACAUUUUCAGUUCCUGCAAAUGGAACAACAAUACUCAUGUAAGUUUUGCGCUGCCUCACACUAAAAUGGUGAAAAACAGUUUAGAAUUGAAUUUUAUUAUUCCUUUCAGUAAUCAUGACAGUCUUGUGUCAAAACAGUGGUUUAUCAUAUAAAAGGGAGGGAAAGAAAUGUAAAAAAAGAAGUAGUGUAAAAAUAAAACUGCAAAAGUAUUCCAGGACAGCUUAGGAGGCAGAGUAUCAACAUGUGCUGUUUCCUUGAUCUAAGGUCCCUUUGAAUCUAAACCAAACCUGUGUAUUCAGAUUCUUGUAACUGUUCAAAGAUUUGGAAAUGAGAUUAUUAAAGUCAAAACGCAUGUUCAGAGUUCAGUUUUGCAAGUUUCCCUUAGCUUUUGACUAGCUUGAACUCUGCAAACAGACAUUGUAAAAACUUUGGCUUUGAGUUUGGCAUGUUGUACUUCGGCUCUUGCAUGCUAGUUAUCUGUUCUCAUAAUAAUGACUAGAAACCUAACCUGCAACUAGACUGUUAAAGUAACUUCUGGAAGGGUUUGUUUCCUUCUCUUUCCUCCACCCCCUUAAGACUUUUUGUCUUACGGGAUUUGUUUGCAAUCUGUUAGCUGAAGCUCUGAGGCAAGUCUGCCAAAUCUGGGGCUGCAUCAUCGUUCUGCACAUCUGGAAGUGGUUUGUGAGCUCUCAUUCCUCCAGUGCGGUGUCUGGACUCUGUGCUAUUCCUCAGCAGCAAAGAAAAGAAAACCAGCACAACUCCAAAGUAAACUUUGAAGAGUUUGAAAAAGGAAUUACAUCUUAAAACUGUUACUGUGCCCUGUAAGGCCCUUGUGCGGGGGACUUCAAAGGAGGAUGAUGGUCAAGGAAGCUUUGGCAAGAGUGCUUACAGCUGUGGGCUAUCUAGGAUCCGAGUAAAUAGCUCUACAGCUCUUCAGGAGAGAGGAGUCCCGAAUACUGUGCUGCUUUGAAGAGAUCACAGUUCUCAUCCAGCAGGACACAUGGCUCUUUUAAAGAAAAUCAACCAGAUCUUACUGUUACUUCUUGUCUUAACUGUGUGUGCCAUUCUGUAUAACAAAGUUCACCAAGUGUCAUCUGCAUUAAAGAAUGAAACAGUUGAUUUGGAGAGUCCUGAGGAAAUGGAAGAAGACAUCCCAGUUGUAAUCUGUGCAGCUGCAGGCAGAAUGGGUGCAACUAUAGCAGCAAUCAGUAGCAUCUACAGCAACACAGAGGCUAAUGUUUUGUUCUACGUAGUUGGGCUGAAGACUACCAUCCCACAUAUUCGAAAAUGGAUUGAAAGUUCUAAACUGAAAGAAAUAAAAUUUAAGGUUGUGGAAUUCAACCCUAUGGUACUAAAAGGAAAAAUCAGACAAGAUGCAUCACGUCCUGAGCUACUGCAGCCUCUGAACUUCGUUCGAUUUUAUCUUCCUUUGCUUAUCCAGAAACAUGAGAAAGUAAUAUAUUUGGAUGAUGAUAUCAUUGUUCAAGGUGACAUCCAGGAACUCUACGAUACUAAGUUAGCUCCGGGACAUGCUGCAGCAUUUUCAGAUGACUGUGAUCUGCCUUCUACACAUGAAAUGAUUAGAAGUGUAGGGAUGCAGAACACAUACAUGGGAUUCCUGGACUACAGAAAGCAAGCAAUUAGAGAUCUUGGCAUCAGCCCCAGCACCUGCUCCUUUAAUCCUGGAGUAAUUGUUGCUAACAUGACUGAAUGGAAACAUCAGCGGAUUACAAAACAGUUGGAAAAGUGGAUGCAAAGGAAUGUAGAGGAAAACCUCUACAGCAGCACCCUUGGGGGAGGUGUGGCAACCUCUCCAAUGCUGAUUGUAUUUCAUGGAAAGUAUUCCACUAUUAAUCCUAUGUGGCACAUCAGGCAUCUUGGUUGGAGUCCUGAUACCCGUUACUCAGAGCAUUUUCUUCAGGAAGCUAAGUUACUUCAUUGGAAUGGGAGAUACAAACCUUGGGACUAUCCCAGUGUUCACACUGAUAUCUGGGAAAACUGGUUUAUUCCUGACCCUUCAGGGAAGUUCAAACUAACUCGUCCUGACAGCUGAUACUGCAAAACCUAGUGUAUGGAUGCAUUUAAGCAGUUUCAGUAUGUAAUAGUUUGAAAUGCGACAUGUUUUAUAAUUAACUGAUUUUAGAAAACUAAGUAUUUGUUAAAUAUAUGAAUAAAUGAC
Falco peregrinus (peregrine falcon) is the source of this 9626-nucleotide messenger RNA. It is a transcript of the gene GLT8D2, whose product is annotated as glycosyltransferase 8 domain containing 2. Bases 8448 to 9500 code for a protein of 350 amino acids. Gene Ontology annotation, cellular component: Golgi apparatus. NCBI's taxonomy places the organism in Eukaryota, Metazoa, Chordata, Aves, Falconiformes, Falconidae. Gene Ontology annotation, molecular function: glycosyltransferase activity. The record is from RefSeq and is a predicted model, not a curated record. The transcript has 12 exons.